Molecule: messenger RNA, 8071 nt
Organism: Mytilus californianus (California mussel)
Lineage: Eukaryota; Metazoa; Mollusca; Bivalvia; Mytilida; Mytilidae
Product: ankyrin repeat and SAM domain-containing protein 6-like
Exons: 18
Coding region: 178-2565 (795 amino acids)
Biological process (GO): RNA processing
Molecular function (GO): RNA binding; protein binding; RNA nuclease activity
Source: RefSeq, a predicted model, not a curated record
AAACUUGUGACGUAUUGAGCGGAACCAAGAUGGUGGACUUGGUGAUCGUAUUUUCUCUGAGUGAAUAAAAACAAUAAUAAUUUCGAAAAGGAUGAAUAUAUUUAGAGAAUGGAGUUAAAGAAUAUAAAUAACAAGUUUAGAAACUAACACAAAUAACCAAAAUGACGUGAUAUAAUCAUGGAUCGCGUCCGUCAGUUGCUCCAUGCCUGCGAACACGGUGAUGGCCAUUCAGUUCAGGCUUUGCUGGACGAAGGAGUGGGGGUUGAUAGCACUGACGACGAAGAAACUACGCCCCUACAGAUUGCAGCAGCAAAUGGGCACGACCACAUUGUAAGACUUCUGUUAAUGAAAGGGGCAGCAUUAGAUCAACCAAAUAAUUUUGGAUGGACCCCACUGAUGCAUGCUUGUCGCAAUGGUCACAAUGAAGUAGUAGUAACACUGCUUCAAAGACAGGCAGAUAUCAGCGUAAAAACUAGGUAUGGCAUUUCAGCAGUUACACUUGCAGCCAGAGGUGGCCAUAUACAGGUGGUCAGAAAGCUAGUCGAGGCUGGCAUUGAUUUGAAUAACUCAGGGAAUGGAUGCAUGUGUGAAUUUACACCUCUUCUAGUUGCUGUUGAACAUGGACAUGAUGCAGUAUUGCGUUUCCUUUUGGACCGUGGAUGUGAUGUAAAUAACAAAACAGCAUCAACAGGACUAACACCUCUAAUGCUGGCUGCUGUUAAUGGGCACCUUAAAACUGCCCAGAUUCUCAUAGAGAGUGGUGCUGAUGCCAACCUUACAUCUAUAAAUAAUAGGACUGCUUUAGAUAUGGCAACAGCUAUGGGAAAAAGUGAGGUUGCCAGUUACCUUGACAGGAAAACAACAAAUAAAACAUUCAAAGAAUCUGAUGAAAAGAAACCAGACAUAAUAGAUGCAACCAAAAAAGGUGAUAUCAGAAGAGUGAGAUCUAUUUUAGAUCUUGAUCCUAGUCAGUUAGAUGCUUGUUCUCCACACGACGGUGCUACAUCUGUUAUGUUUGCUGCCAUGACUGGACAGUUAGAGAUAGCUCAGUUACUGGUGGAACGAGGAUGUGAUAUCAACAAACAAGAUACAAUUAGUGGUUGGACAGCAUUAAUGCAGGCCACAUAUCAUGGGAAGAAAUCCAUAGCAAUGUUUUUACUGGACAAGGGAGCUGAUGUGCGGAUACAGGCCAAUAAUGGUUGUACAGCUUUUGAUAUGGCAUCAUUAAUAGAUGAUGUAGAUACAGAACUAGUCAGAAAGUUAGCAAGUAAAACUAUAGCUGUUCCUGGUAGUCCAGAGAAAGGCAAGAAAGUGACUGCAAAACAAAAUGGUGUUGCUUCAUCACUCACAGAUAUCAGCAUGGAAGAGCCACCAAAGAGUGGACUUAAGGGCUGGUUAAACAGACUUUCAAACAGAUUUCGGAACAUAAAGAUUGGUAGAACUUUAAAUUUGUCUAAUCGUGUUGUUGCUAUGUCAUCAGAGAAAUCAACCUCCGUACAGGAUCUCACGCUAAAAAGUACAAAUAGUCCUAAAGUGCCUACAAAAAAGCUGAAUAACUUCAUGGAACAUAGUCAGUCAUCCCCAUCCGUGAACAACUAUGGAAAUACAUAUACAGGGAUGGCGCUGGAGAAUAAACAAAGUGCUACUGUGUAUACUCUGGAUAUAAAUCCUCCCAGCUCUAACCUGUCAAAUGACACCUUGAAACCAGUCAUACCUCCAUUUUUACCGCCACCCAGUUUUGCUCUUGAUACAGUUGGUUCCACAAGGAAACCAGUUAGUGCUAGAGGUCCUGGUUCAUCUAGUUCAGUGACAUCACUGUUAGGAGGCAGGUCUCACACACAUCUUAGUGCUAGUCCAAUGAUCCAUGCCAGGUCUUCGUCAAGGCUUACUAAUGGUACCACAAGUAGUUCAGCUGACUUUCAUAAUGGUCUGUUUUCAUCAGAGUCUUCCAGCACUCCAAACAGACCAACACCAAUAUUUGUACAACCAUACACACCGACCAGACAAAACCUGAUGCCAAGAAAACCACCUAUAUCCGCUGUGUUCACAUCUAAUACUACAUCCCCAAACAGUUCAACAAGUGGUAGUUCUUCUGUCACACCAAUCAGAUCCCAUGGUCGUAGUACAUCCUCUAAAGAGAGUACAACAUCGACACUAACUCCCUCACCAUCACCCACACCAGGAAAGUAUCCAGAUGACCACCACCCAUUAUUAGGUUCAUUAGAAGAACAUGAUUCACAAGCUGAGUUGUCAGGAAUUCUAUCGAAACUGUCAUUAGAAAAAUACCAGCCAAUAUUUGAAGAACAAGAGGUUGAUAUGGAAGCAUUUCUUACAUUAACUGAUCAAGAUCUAAAAGAAUUAGGCAUAUCAAAUACACAGUCACGAUCACAGAUCCUUACAGCAAUCAAUAAACUCAGCACUGGAAAGGGAAAAGAACGUCAGCAGUUGAUAGAUACUAUGACCUCUUUCCAGACAACCCUCAAAGCCAAGGUGGCUUCAGAGCCUUCUAACCUUAAUGGAAUGAUGUGGCUGCAGUCCCAUUCAAGGAGAUUGGACUACUCCUGACAGAAAGAUAAGACAAAAUUCAAGUACAAAUGUCAUGUGACCAUACACAGAUCAGAUCAUGGAUUUAGAUAUACCAAUAACCAUACUUGACACAAACUGAAAAUAUGGCCGUUGAAGAGGUGAUACUAGAAAACAGCCAAUGACAGAGUUUUGCUUAAUGCUAAAAUUAUCUGUAUUCUGAAUUGUGAUCGUGAAAGCUGUUUGUUUGUUUGUUUCUGAUCAUACUAGUUGUAUUUUUAUGUGAAGUUGUGAUUUUUAUGAUUAAGGUUGUGAAGAAAAUGUCACUGCUAUUUGCUAUAUAUAUAUAUGGUGCCAAAGUUAUGUUUGAGACAUUCCCUGUGAUUAUAUAAAUACGUAAUCACAGGACUAGACACUUUUAUUGUGUUCUUGAUGUAUUUAUAGAUAAUGAGUAUUGAACAUUAUGAAAAUGACAUUGUUGUGUUAUUGUUGUUAGAGAUUAAAAUUUUAAGUAUACGCUGACAAAAUAGGAAAUUUUAAAAUAGUUAUUUCAUUAUUUUAAGCAGUUUUUGACUUAAAAUUAAGUUGAAUAUAAACUAUUUAUAGAUUUGCUGGUGUGAAAAGGAGGCUUUAUUCUACCUAUUUGUGUCAAAUGAACUGCAGACUUGAUAAAUGAUUUAAAGGGGCAUAUACAAAUGAAUAUUUUAUUAUUCAUCAGUAAAUGGUAUCUGCUACUGAAUACAAUUAGAUUUUACAACAUUCUGAUUUAUUAUAAGACUGCAGAAAACCAGGCUCUAUUAAUUACUACCUUUUUUAAAAAAAUGAAUCCAAAUGAGAUAUGAUUAAACCUUGAUUGCAAUUAAUAGGGUGGUAAUCUUUAAACAAUGUAACAGUUUAUAAUAAGAAGGUUUUUAUUUUCACUUUCGAAGUAACAAAUUUAUUAAUGAAAAUAAAACCUGGAGAGAUUGGAAUUAAUGUUACUGUACUUUAUAUUAUUUGUCAGUUUUCCUACCGAAGGUUGUGGUUCUCUCCCGGCACUCCGGUUCUUCCACCAACAAAAACUGGCCGCCACAAAAUAGCACAAUAGUGUUGAAAGUGGUGUUAAACACCAAUCAAUCAAUUAUAUUAUUUGUAAAAUAAAAAUGGUAAGAUAACAAUUUGAAUAAAACUUUUACAUCAAUACAGCUUGUAUUCAAAUGAAAUAAAAUAAGAUAAUUGUUUAACUUUUUGUUUAUUUUAUUUGUUGGAAUCUGUCAAAUCUUGUUUUCUGCAAUUUUUUUCUAACUAAAAUAAUGUAAUGGCCUGGAUAUUUCAGAAUAAAUUAAGUCUCCAUAGAUCAAAGGUUCUUCACUUGGGUUUCUCAUUUUUAUACAGCUUGUAUUUAAUUUAAUUUAUUGAUUCAAUAAACUUAUUUCCUAAAACAUUUUUGUAUAAAAAAUUAGCAUAUAACAAAAAAUAACCAGCAGAAAGACAGAAACUGAAGCAGAAAAAAUAUCGUGCUGGUUUUAUAAAAUAUUGAACAAAAUAUUGAUUUCAUGUGACUUUAAUCUUUGACAUGUUGAUCAUGUGAUCAAGGUGCUAAGAUCAACCAAUAGGAAUCUCAGAAAUAUAGAGAAUUAUAUCUAUGCACAUGUAUCAUGACAACUCUAGUCCAUAAGAUCAUGAGAAGGUUAUAUGAUAAAUUUGUUAAUGCAUUGUGAUAUUUUUGUUUUAUUAUUGUAUUUUAUUGAACUGCUGGUUUUUAAAUAUUUUAGAUAUAAUUAUUUCAGUAUUUUUCCUUUCCAAAAGGACUUUCUAUUUUGGAAAACUUUAAGACAUUGAGAGUUAAUAUUAAAGUUUAUACAAUGUAUGAUCCAUUGAACCAAUGGAAGGCAUUCUAAAAAUGGGGGUGUCGAUCCAAGUAAGCAAUUUCAACAUUUUUUGUUUGUAAUUUCUUGCUCUAUAGUUUUAGGCACAUGCUCAUAGUUGUAAUUUCUUAUUGCUAUACUUGGAUGUCAUAUAUUUAAUAUAAGCAAUGCUGAAAUGUUUAUAUUAAGGAGAGCUAAGGUUUGGUUUAAGGUAGAUUACCAUGAAAGUAUGGUCACUUCAACUUGAAACUUAGUACACAUAUUCAUUAUGAUAUGAUGUGAUGUGAAAUUUUAAACAAAAUAUGCUAAAUUAGGUUACUGACCCAGAUUUUGCAGUUAACUUCAUAUGAAAAUGUAAAAGUAUGAAUGGAGGAAUGUGUCCUGUAGACACAUAAUCUUUUUUCUAUGAAACAUAAUCAUCAUUCCUGUUAAAACAGCAACUACACAUUAUGUGACUGUAAGGAAAUUAUAUCUGCAUUGCUUUCUAUCCAGUGCACUUUUAAUGUAUACCUUUGUAUCAACAUGAGUUUUAAUCAGAAUAAAGCAAAUAUAAUGUUUGGUCAUUAAAAAACCUAGAUUUAUAGAGAAGUUGUGAUUUUGCGCUCCGUCCUAAGUUUUGGAAUUUUUUAUUUCUAUCCAGAUUGUUGCCGUCCAUGCUUUUGCUUCUGUUUUAUGGUCAAAAGCGUUAUUUUCCUUGAGCUUCCAGUAAAUUUUAUAAUAUUCAUUAUACUGGAUUUUUUGGGUUGUUUUAAGUAUUAUUACACUCUAAAUGUUCAUUCUAUUUGCAUCUUUAUCAUGUUUAUAAUAAAUUUGAGUAGACAAAUGUCCUGUUUAAAUUUACACAGAACUCCAUAAAUGUCCCUAUACUCCGACUGUUAGAACUUAUAAUAAGUAGCAACAAAUUAUAGCCAAAACAUUGUAUAAUGCAUUUGGAAAAGAGGAGGGUUUAUUAAUUCUAUAGAUUAUUUACCUUGUAAUAGUCAACUAAGACAACACUUAAAUGUUUGUUGUGUUGAUAAUUAAAAGUAUGAUAGGUUUAAUGUUAAAAGUAUGAUAGGUUUAAUGUUAAAAGUAUGAUAUGUUUAAUGUUAAAAGUAUGAUAUGUUUAAUGUUAAAAGCAGUAUUGUGCAGAAUUCUCAAAUUUCCUUUUCAUUGCCAGACAUAUUUUGUAUUUGAAAAUUUCUAAAUUUUGAAAAUUUAUUUAAUGAAUAGGAAUUUUUUAUGUUCUUCACUUGUAAUUUACGUAGCUGUAAUCAUGAGCAAAUUAUUCGCUAUAUAUAUAUUUCUGUAUUAUUAUUAUAAGACAGCAUUUCAAAGUAAUUUUUUGUGAAUUUUCAAUUAUCUUAAAUUCUUUUCUUGAGAAAGCUGCUUUAAAGAAUUAUGAUAAAAGUUCUAUUGUGAAGAGAACAAUUACAAUAUUUUUUUGAUGUGUAUACUGUUCUUCCAAUUCCUAAAGAGAUUACAAAAUUAAUCCCUAGUAAUUUUCAUUUCUUAUGUAUUUUUCUGCAUAAAAAGAUAGCUGUAUUUUUUAUCAUUACAUUUGUUGACUGAAAUACUUUCAUUCUGAUGUCUGACCUAAGGAAUCUCUUCCUUUUAAACAGAGUGUAACUCCCAUGUAGUGUUUUUAUUGAUUUUCAUUUAGUGCCAUAUGAUUUUAAUUGUCUUCUCUCCAAUUUUAUUUAUUUUAAAAUCUGCUUUACCUUCCAAAAGAGAUCAGUAUUUGAUUUAUAAAGAUGAUGCUAACACAAAUCACACAUCCCUGACACUAAUCUUUAGAAUGAAGUUCUUAUUGUGAUUUUAAAUUCAUUUUUUUCUUUUUUAACGACCCGAAUGAAGUAAAUAGGAGAGGAUACAUGAAUAUUAAUGCAUUCUUAAAUAAUGUCCCAUUUAUAAUAUUUUGUAUUAUGUUAUGAAAUCCAGUAUUUGGGCUGUCCAAGAAAUGUCCAAUUAAAAUUUUAAUUGAUAUAAUAUUAUUUACAUGCUGUCAGUUAUUGUAAAGAUUGUUGUACAAUUGUUGCAGAUGCCAUGUCUUAUUUCUGUUCUUAUUUCCUCUCAAUCUAUUUAUAUGCAUGGCUUUUUCAAAUGUUAUAGCUGUAUUGGAUUGUAAUAAUUUAAACAUAAGUAAUGCAUUGUUUUAUUUGAUUGUAAUGAAUACUGUUUUCACAGUCCAAGAGAAACCAAUGAUUAUAUGUUUAAUACAAGCAUCAUGUAUUUUCACUCCUUUGGAUUCAUACAAAAAUAGUUGUUGUCAAAACAUCAACUGAAUUGUAUAUUUAUUAAGGUUAAUAGUCAAUGUAAUUAAGAGAAAAAUAAGAUUUUGAAUGCUGAAAAAUAAUUGACUUGUGAAAUUUGGAAUAUUGGGUUCGCAAUUCUCUUCAACUUUGUACUUAACUGAGCCUUUUUAACUUUUUUGAUUCAAGUGUCACUGAUGAGUCUUUUGUAGAAGAAACACAUCUGACGCACAAAAUUUUAAUCCUGGUAUUUAUGAUGAGUUUAUCCCAAUCAAGGAUUUGUAUAGUAUACAAAUCCUUGUCCCAAUGUUGCCCCCCAGAGAUAACUUUGUCCACAGUAAUAAGUCAUAUAAACUUUUAGCACCAGUAUUGUGGAAAUAAUUAUUAAACAGGAAUAAUUUUAUAACAAAUAGGUUUUUUUCUGGUCUGACUAAAUAAUUGAUUAUUUGUAACAGGUUCACAAUUUGUAUUUAUACAUUUCUAGAUCUGACCAAAGUCAUAAUUGAUUAUUUGUAACAAAGCUCACACAUUCUGCUUGUAAAUUUCUUGCAAUGAUAAAUUGAUACAUCAAUAGAAUUAGAAAAUAUUCCUGUUAGUUAUAUGUUUGUGUUUUGGGAAGUAGUAAAUAUUAUAUGUUUUCCACUGAGAAGGCAAUAAUAAUUAAUGUCUUUAAUCUGCAGUAUUUAUGAUUUAUUUUAUAUCAUUAACAGCUUUUGAUAUGUCUUGUAAAGCAGGGUAUUGAUAACAUAUACAUGUAUUUUAGAAUUGUGAUAAUCAAAAUAUAUAUAUAUUAUGUUUCGUAUUUGUGACAUGUUGCAUAUUUUAUGUGUUUAUUACACAGCCUGAAAAAAUAUUAUUCUAAAAAUAUCUGGAAACAGUGUAUUUCACAUGGUGUCCUCUGAUAGCAUAUGCUUUAUAAAUAUUUUAUAGCUUUUCAAUGCCUUCAAUUGUUCCUAUAACUAUACCUUCUCAAAAAUUAACUUCAUUUUUACCCUACUUAAUUUCAAAUAUUUUUGUUGCAAUAAAAUUUUGAAAUAGGAUUUCACAGGAAAAUAUAAAUAAUAUAAAAUUUUCGGACAACCAGUCAAAAGUUAACAUUACUGCAGGAUCUAUGUAGUGUACUUCAGAAACACUUAUUUAGCUCAAAACUUAUAAUUUGACUUAACCUUUGUCAUGGGAAGUUGAAUGGUGGACUGUGAUAAAGAAAAGUUGUGAGGUGACACUUUAGAAACUUUAAAUAGCAUUAUAAACCAUUCUUAGCAGGUCAAGAAAAUAUUAAUCAACACAGUCUUUUACUAGUAUUUCAUCUAUGAGUUAAUUGUGGUCCUCCGUAAAAACACUUUAUUUUAAAUCUAUUUCAAUGUUUGAAUGUUGUGUAAUUGAUGAGUAUGUUUUGAGAUGUUAUUGAUGUCAGAAUGUUUGUUAUAAAUGAGGAAUUCAUCAUUGUUUAUGAAUAAAUAUUUACAUUUC